CAUCCUCGUGCCAUGUCUCUGAGGCCCCUCGCCAUCCGACGCUGUGCUUUUCCGCACGGGCUCCAGAGGCGCUCCCUGCAAGAGCUUUCCAGAGUCUCUCCUUCGAGGCUUUCGCCCGUCGAGAGGCGGCCUUUGCAACCUCUUCCUCUUGUCUCAUUGCUACGCUCUCUUUUGGUCCUUUCUUUCGCUGCCCUUCCCAGUCGUCUUCUCAGCUUCACCGUCUCCACUCUGCAACGCCAUGCCGACAAGAUCGACACUUCAAGGCUAGCCAGGUACCUCGUAAAACGAACUUUCUACGCACAGUACUGCUUAGGAGAAUCUGCUGCCGAGGUUUCAAGCACCAUUGCUGAGCUCCGUCAUUUCGGCAUCACCGGAGUCGUCCUCGCCCAAGCCAAGGAAGCCAACACAAACGCUGUCAAGGCAGAGCAGCAUGCUGUCGUCACCGAUAGCCAGUUGCAGGAAUGGUUGCGUCUGAAUCUAGAAACUGUACGAAUUGCAGAGCCCGGUGACUGCAUAGCCGUAAAAUACAGUGGCGCUGGCCAGAACUCCAUCAAGUUGAUGAAGUCGAUGAGCCCUGACCAGAAUCUCGAAGACUACCCGGAACUCAAGCCAUUGAGGGAUGCUGGCUCUCAGAUCUGUGAUGCGGCGAAAGCAAAGGGAGUCCGGGUCUUGAUUGACGCCGAACAACAAGCAAUUCUCAACGGUAUUGACAGCCUGGCCAUGGAACUCAUGACAUCUUUCAACAAUGGCUCGGAGGUUGUAGUGUACAAGACUUACCAGAUGUAUCUCAAAUCGACGCCGUCUAAGCUUUUGCAAGAUCUUGAGAUCUCUCGGAAACAAGGAUACAUCGCCGGCGUCAAGCUUGUCCGUGGUGCCUACAUGCACUUCGAAGUGGAUCGGUCGACCAUCCACGAUACCAAGCAGGACACCGACGCGGCCUAUGAUGCGGCAGUGACCCAUCUUCUCACAGGAAAGAGUUCUCUCAACAGCACCAACGCCGCUCCACAGUGGGUUGCCGACGUGAUGCUGGCAUCUCACAACACGCAGUCCAUCAUGGAGGCAUUAGAGCUAUGGCGACAGAGGCCCAGCAGAUCUGACAAGUCGGCCAAGGGAGCACGGCACCUGUCGGUCGCACAGCUGUUGGGCAUGGCGGAUGAGCUUUCGAUGCAGCUGGCUGGCCACAAUCUGUCUUCGUCGGAAGAUCAGGUCAGCGUGUAUAAGUAUGGGACGUGGGGUGAUCCGAAGGACUGUCUUUUGUACAUGCUGCGUCGGGCGGAGGAAAACAAGGAUUCAUUGGCGCGGAGUCGUCAAAGCCAAAGGGCUAUAUUGCAGGAGCUGAAGUGCAGAAUGGUUGGGUAGUUUUUGUACAUACUUGGUUUUUCAAAGUUAGCAAUUACGUUGUAAAGAACAAAUGAAGAUAUCAUGAAGGU
This is a messenger RNA of Aplosporella prunicola CBS 121167, 1430 nucleotides long. RefSeq lists its product as uncharacterized. The record is from RefSeq and is a predicted model, not a curated record. The transcript is spliced from 2 exons. Bases 13 to 1359 code for a protein of 448 amino acids. Gene Ontology annotation, cellular component: mitochondrion. Gene Ontology annotation, molecular function: proline dehydrogenase activity; FAD binding. NCBI's taxonomy places the organism in Eukaryota, Fungi, Ascomycota, Dothideomycetes, Botryosphaeriales, Aplosporellaceae.